AAACAAAGAUUUUAACAAAUAAAUUACAAAAAAAUGAAAUACGCAGAGAUAUCACAUUUCAGCCAUCCACAACACAACCUCAAAUUCGACUACACCGAGAAGCCCUUCAAAUGUGAUGGGUGCAACGAAGUCGGCAUAGGCUCUCGCUAUCGCUGCUCCAAGGACCAUCAAGGCUGCGAUUUCGAUCUCCAUGCGCACUGCGCAUUACCUUCUGCCUCCAUAACACAUCCGUUCUACAAAAAAUGUUCGUUUCAGUUUUUGGCGCAGCCGCCAGGCAAGGAGAGACGGUAUUGCAAUGCGUGCGAGAAAGAUGUGUCGGGAUUCGUGUACCAUUGCAAGGCUUGCGGGUUUGAUCUUCACCCUUGUUGCGCGAUGCUUCCUAUGGUUUUGGAUGAUGGAGAGACCAAACUCUUUCUUUACCGUAAAGUGAGUUCCUCUUGUCAUCGAUGUGGACGAAAAGGUCGUAGCUGGAGUUACAGGUCGUCUUGCAAAAAGUACAAUCUCCACGUAGCGUGCGUGAGGGAGAUGUUGGUGGAUAAUUGGCGAGAGCUAUACAAAGAACAGAAUAUUAAACGCACAGAACGUAAGAUCCUGACUUUGAAGAAAACGCUUGAGCAUCACCACCGUAGCAGCAGCAAAGGCAAAGUCCAGAAAUGCUGCGAGAUCGCCGGAAUGGCCGUGCAGUUCGUUAUCUCUGCCGUGCUCGGCGAUCCAACAGCCCUUAUCGCCGGAGUUGUAGGCUCCCUCAUUUCUCGAGGAUGAUUCCUAUUCCUCUCCCAUGGGUAUUAUACUAGAAUUUGAUAUCCGAUCAAGUUUCAUGUAAAAAAGUCCAAUACAAAACCAAAAAAAAAAAAAAUUGAAUAUUGCGUUUAGUAAAGUUUAUAUCUUAUGUGACCUAAACAUUCAGCAGUACUGUUUUCUUAGAUG
Messenger RNA from Eutrema salsugineum, 927 nucleotides. RefSeq lists its product as uncharacterized. NCBI's taxonomy places the organism in Eukaryota, Viridiplantae, Streptophyta, Magnoliopsida, Brassicales, Brassicaceae. Bases 34 to 762 code for a protein of 242 amino acids. The transcript has 2 exons. The record is from RefSeq and is a predicted model, not a curated record.